Messenger RNA from Lodderomyces oxycetoniae, 432 nucleotides. It is a transcript of the gene MLC1, whose product is annotated as Mlc1p. Lineage: Eukaryota; Fungi; Ascomycota; Pichiomycetes; Serinales; Debaryomycetaceae. Gene Ontology annotation, cellular component: myosin II complex. Gene Ontology annotation, molecular function: calcium ion binding. Bases 1 to 432 code for a protein of 143 amino acids. The transcript is spliced from 2 exons. Gene Ontology annotation, biological process: mitotic actomyosin contractile ring assembly. The record is from RefSeq and is a predicted model, not a curated record.
AUGUCACAGAAUACGAAAACUUAUAAAGACGCAUUUGCCCUUUUUGACAAAAAGGGUACAGGCAAGAUCCCUGUAGAAUAUUUGGGUGAUUUAUUAAGAGCUAUCGGUCAGAACCCUACACUUGCUGAAAUAGCAGAAUUACAAAAGGGUGUAAAAAGUGCUGAAUUCGAUUUCGACACUUACCAGGAAAUAAUCAAUCGUCCAGAUGGGUUCAAGCCAUUGGGUGCGCCAGAAGAUUACAUAAAAGGGUUUCAGGUAUUUGACAAAGAGCAAACCGGUUACAUUGGUGUUGGUGAGCUAAGAUAUAUUUUAACUUCAAUUGGGGAAAAGCUAAGUGAUCAGGAAGUAGAUGAGUUGUUGAAGGGAGUUAAUGUAACUAGUGACGGCAAUGUCGACUAUGUUGAAUUUGUGAAAUCCAUCUUGGAUCAAUAG